This is a messenger RNA of Rotaria sp. Silwood1, 1638 nucleotides long. The record is from the annotation of a GenBank genome assembly. Lineage: Eukaryota; Metazoa; Rotifera; Eurotatoria; Philodinida; Philodinidae.
AUGGAUUCAUCAUCAUCACCAUCGGUAAAUAUAGAUGAGGCGGAUGACUUAUUGGAUAUCAAUUUAAUUAUUCACAUGAAAUCGUUGAUUUCAUUGAUGAAACAAACUUUAUGUUCCGAAUGUAAUUGUUUAUGGGAUGGUUCACCAUCUAUCAAAACAAGAAAUGGAUUAUACAUGCAUGUAGAAUUUGUAUGUUCUAAUUGUGGAUGUAUUACUCAUUUAUAUUCAUCACCACAAGUCCGAGAUGGUAGACGUCGAGAAAUCAAUGCUCGAUUAGAACUUGGUGCUACACUAUGUGGCUUAGGUUACCAUGGGAUAAUAAAAUUAUUAGGUGCAUUGAAUCUACCACCACCAACACAACAACAGAAAUAUAGUGAAACACAAGAAGUUAUUUUAAAUUAUGUUGAAAAAUGUCAAGAACAAUCAAUGAUCGCUGCUGUUGAAGAAGCAAUUGCUGAAACUGGUGGUGCACGAGAGCUAACAGUUAGUGGAGAUGGUGCGUGGCUUACACGUGGUCAUACAAGUGUUCAUGGUGUUUCAGCUUUGUGUUCUACAACAAAACGUCCAAAAUUUUUAGAUACUACAUGGUCAUCUAAAAAAUGUAUUAAAUGCCAGGGUUCAUCGGGUGGAAUGGAAAAGGAAAUGAUUCAUGAAAUGUUCUGUCGUUCAUUAGCAAAAUAUAAUACAAGAUAUGUUUCGUAUGUUGGUGAUGGAGAUGCAAAAGUACACAAAUAUUUGGUCGACAAUCCUCCAUAUCCUGAUAUUGAUAUAAAAAAACUGGAAGAUACAAAUCAUUUUGCAAAAAGAAUGUUAAAUCGCAUAAUGAAAAUCAAACGAGAAAAUAAGAAUAAGAUUUUAUCUGAUGGCAAGAGAUUUAGUGGCAAAGGUCGUAUGACUGAUGGUCAUGUUAUUAAAUUCAAGAUAUAUUUUGCUAAAGCAAUACGUGAAAAUAAGACUGAUCUAAAUAAAUUAUAUCAAAGUUCAUGGGCCAUAUUCAAUCAUCAUUAUUCAACAAAUGAAGAACCAAUGCAUGACUGGUGCGAUCCCAAAUGGUGCAAGUACCUCCAAGCAGAGUCACUUGGUCAAAGCUUUUCUUGCUCCAAAAUAUCUAUUCCACGAGCCUGUUUAGAUAUGAUAAAACCGGUGUUUGAAGAGUUAUGUUCUCAUACUAGUUUAGCACGUGUUGUAGAUGGUGGAACUCAAAACGCUAACGAGGCCUACCACUCAUUAUUGUGGACUAUGAUCCCAAAACAUCGUUAUUGUUCAUCAAAAAUUCUUCGUACUGGAUUGGGAUUAUCUACAAUUAUUUUUAAUGAAGGGUAUGAAGCAUUGAAUAAAAUUUUUACAAGCAUAUUCUUAUCUAUGGGCUAUUACUCCACUCAAUGCCUUCGAAAACUUGAUGUUUUAAGAAGCUCUCGUACUUCAAAAACUAAGAACAAGCAUUUAAAACGUGCAAAAACAACAACAACAGUUGCUGCAAGUACUGCUUCAACUGAAAGUGAUGAAUUUCCAUAUACUCCGAAUGAAGAAAACUAUGAUUCCAUUGUAAAUGAUAUUACAUUAGAACUCAAUGAUAUUGCAUUAGAACUGUCAGAUGAUGACAUUACUGAUGUAUAUGAAGCAGGUGGUGAUGAUUGA